Molecule: messenger RNA, 1742 nt
Organism: Clarias gariepinus (North African catfish)
Lineage: Eukaryota; Metazoa; Chordata; Actinopteri; Siluriformes; Clariidae
Gene: ftr87
Product: finTRIM family, member 87
Exons: 7
Coding region: 1-1737 (578 amino acids)
Molecular function (GO): protein binding; zinc ion binding
Source: RefSeq, a predicted model, not a curated record
AUGGCAGCCGCAGCUACUAUCUCAGUGGACGAGGACCACUUCUGCUGCCCCGUGUGUUUGGAGGUGUUGAGGGAUCCGGUGACGAUACCCUGCGGCCAUAGUUACUGCAUGGAGUGUAUUAAAGACUACUGGAGGAAAACCGAGCACAAAGCGGGAUACACCUGCCCUCAGUGUCGGAGAGCCUUCAACCCUAAACCUGCCUUGGCCAGGAACACCGUGCUGGCAGGUCUGGUGGAAAAGCUCAUGGAGAAGCUGAGUGACACCAGGAUCCAGGAGGCUCCUGGUGCUGAAACGGUGCAGGUGGACUGCGAUGCGUGUCAGGGGAGGAAGCGGAGAGCUGUGAAGUCAUGCUUGAAGUGCUUGGGCUCGUACUGCGACUCUCACCUCAAACAGCACAAGAAGCACAAACUAACGGAAGUACAACCACAGCUGCACAAGAGAGUGUGUAACCGGCACGGUCGGCUCUUCGAGCUGUACUGUCGCACAGAUCAGCAGCUCAUCUGCCCUCUUUGCGUGACGGAUGGACACGGAGGGCAUCACACGGUGCCAGCUGUCGAGGAGAGGACUGAAAAGCAGAGGCAGUUUGAGGAAGCCUUGAAAAGAUCGAAACAAAGGAGCAAGGAGAAAGAGAAGGAGCUGAGGAACAUCAUGAAAUACCUCAAGCGCUCAGCACAGGCCGUGGAGGAAGACAGCGAGAAGAUCUGCACCAAGCUGCUUCGCUCCAUCGAAAGGAAACACGUCGAGGUUAAAGAGCUGCUCAGGGCUGAAGAGAGAGCCGCGCUGGCCCAAGCCGAGGUCCUGCUUGAGCGUCUGGACCAGCAGACUGAAGAUACGAGGAGGACCGAAGCCGAACUGGAGCUGCUCUCACGUACUGACGAUCACAUCCACUUUCUGUUGAAAUGCAAACCCCUUUUCAUUCCUGCUGAUCCCGAUGAGCUGCCCGAUGUUGAUGUCCAUCCAUAUUUCUCCUUGAUUGUUCUGAGAAGAGCGAUCACGGAGCUGAGAGAGCGAGUGAACGACGUCUGUGACAGGGAGUUGGUCAGGAUCUCAGAUUUAAUUAAACAUGAGCAGAGUCCGACAGCUGAAAGCACGUCCCCUGUCCCUGCAUGUCCAGAAAUAGUUUCUCCUGUGAAAAAUGUGGACCAGGCACAAAGUGAGCCGAAGACCAGAGCGGACUUUUUACGAUUCUGCUGCGAGGUGACGUUGGACCCAAACACUGCCAACUCCUACCUCUGUCUUUCAGACGGGAACCGGAAGGUCAGCACGUGCUACGAUUCCCAGUACUAUCAAGAACAUCUGGAGAGAUUCAGUGGCUGGGCUCAGGUGCUGGCGAAGGAGCCUGUCUCCACGCGCUGUUACUGGGAGGCGGAGUGGAGUGGAAAGGGUGGGAUCGGUAUCGGCAUAUCUUACAAAGGGGUUAACCGGCAUUGUGGGAACGCUGACGGAAAACUGGGCUGCAAUUCCAGAUCGUGGAGUUUGAACCUUUCUGAAGGCCACUGUAUAUUUCAGCACAAUAAGACCAAGCUGGAAAUUCCAUCUCCCAUUUCAGCUAGGAUAGGGGUGUAUUUGGACUACAAGGCAGGGAUUCUAGCAUUCUACUGUAUUUCUCCUAGAAGGGACACCAUGACCUUGCUGCAUAGAAUACAUACGACUUUCUCACAACCUCUAUACCCUGGAUUUUGGCUUGGCCUUAAUUCUACAAUUAAACUGUGCUCCAUCCUUAACUUCUCAGCUUAGAGAAA